Messenger RNA from Anopheles arabiensis, 5048 nucleotides. It is a transcript of the gene zfh1, whose product is annotated as zinc finger protein 1. Bases 934 to 5025 code for a protein of 1363 amino acids. Gene Ontology annotation, biological process: anatomical structure development; regulation of transcription by RNA polymerase II. NCBI's taxonomy places the organism in Eukaryota, Metazoa, Arthropoda, Insecta, Diptera, Culicidae. The transcript is spliced from 6 exons. Gene Ontology annotation, molecular function: DNA-binding transcription factor activity, RNA polymerase II-specific; RNA polymerase II cis-regulatory region sequence-specific DNA binding. The record is from RefSeq and is a predicted model, not a curated record.
UACGAUUGUUAGUCUAGCAGAAGAGUUCGUAGUGUAAACAUGUGCCAGCCGGCGUCGACGCUUCCCGACGACGACUGAGAAUAUCCUACCCUACCCUCCCACCCAACAACAACAACAAAAGAAAAAGACGAACGACGACAGCGAGAAACGGUGACGACGAGUGAGUUCGCGAGGUGAUAUGGCAAGUGCGUCCUUGUAGUGGAAGCAAAAAGGCGAGUUUGUGUGUUUGUGCGUGCGUGCGUGUGUUGUGCGUUAGAACAAUUGGGCAAAUUUCACGUGGUUGCCCCGCGAUCCCCCCCUCCCCAUCUUUCCCGCAUCUAUGUGCGCCGUGCGGUGUUGGUGUGUAACGCGCGUUGGUGGCGCGGUGCAACGGUUGCAGGGGUCGCCGGUCAAAGCGGGUUAAAAGCGCGACUGCCCCCCCGCCUUUUCACGGCCAACCUGCCCGUCCCCUGCGGGAUGUGUGGUGGCCGGCAGCCGAGGGCGAGUGUGGUGCGCGGCGUACGCACACCUUCCUUCCCUCCACUGGUGGCCACGGGCCGCAGCAGCGCACCGACGAACCGACUCUUCUUCUAUCAACGGGCCGGGUGAGUGAGCUACAAUCAAACAGAGAGCGAGAGAGAGAGAGAGAGUGAGAGAAAACAAACACCAAAAAGAAAACGAGGCCCAACCCAAUCCAAAAAGAAGAAGAAGAAGAAGAAGAAGCAUAAAAAACAGCCACCAAUUGUGCAGUUCUGUGUUUUACCGAAAAGGAAGUGUUAGUGUGCGGAAGCAAAAGAAAAAAAGAAAGGAAAAAAGUUCACAACAGUGUGUGUGGUGGGUGCAUCAAUCAGGCGAGCAAGGAGCGUCGGCCCGAGCGAGAAUCGAGCAUAACAUCUGCAACAGCAAAAGCAAAAAAAAAAAACCCCCCGGCCAGUUCCCUUCAAAUCCCAAUCAAUGGUGUCCUGCAGCGUUGCUGUGUCGACGUACUACAACGCGGAAGGAAGUAUCAUGCCAUCUUCGACCAAGUUUUCCCUGCAAUUUCCUUCCUUGCCAUCCGGACUACCGAAGGACAGUGAAAACGAUGCACUAGCGGACAGCGAUUGCUGCGUUCAGUGCCCUCAGUGCCACCAGACGGUUCAGGGAAUCGAGGCACUGAAAGAACACAUUCAGCUUAAUCACAGCGGCUGCCCGAACGGCCGGAGGGCAAAGUUCCCGACCGAUACUAGCGCACCGGACGACGACGACGAAGACGACGUAGAGGACGCGGACGACGAGCGCAUGGCGGAGGAGGACGAACAUCACGUCGAUCCGGAGGCCGUGUCGCCCCUGCCGGCCCCGCUCGAUUCGCUCGCGGCCAGCGCGGUGGCGGGCGCACGGGCCUCAGGCGAUCUGGUCGGCAGCCGGCUCCAGGCCAAGUGUGGCAGCCUGCUGCAGCUCCAGCAGCAGAAGCACCAGCUGGCCCAGCUGGUCGACGACCGGGAGGACGAGGAGGAGGAGCUAGAGGUGGCCCAGGGAGGCAGCUCGCCGCGCGAUCUGCUAAUGGCGGGGCUGGCCCCGCAAACCGUACCGGCGGCCGACCGGUCGUACGGACCGCGAUCGAUGGUGAUCAGCCCGGCGCAGGACGGCAGCAGCAACUCAAGCAGCGGGCCGAGCCUGCCGACCGGCGGCACCACCGUGAAGGAGGGCGGUGCCGAGCUGGCCGUGUACGAGUGUGCCCAGUGUCCGACCACGUUCGCCAGCCGGGAUCAGCUGGAGCGGCACGAGAUGCAUCACGCACCGUCGGCCGAUGCGAGCUGCAAGGUGUGCAACAAACCGUUCGCCAACGUGUACAGACUGCAGCGCCACAUGAUCUCCCACGACGAAUCGUCGCAGCGGCGGAAAUUCAAAUGCAACGAAUGUGAUAAAGCGUUCAAAUUCAAGCACCAUCUGAAGGAGCACAAGCGCAUCCACUCCGGCGAGAAGCCGUUCGUCUGCCCGAACUGCGGCAAGCGCUUCUCGCACUCCGGCUCCUACUCGAGCCACAUGACCUCGAAAAAGUGCAUCAAUAUGGGCAUCAGGCUCAACCACAACAACAACAACAACAACAACAACAAUAACAGUAGCAGCCACAACAACAAUAACAACAACAGCACCAGCCACAAUAACAACAGCUCCAACAACAGCGGUAGCGGCAGUGACAGUAACCACCGAUCGCCCCAGUACCCGUUCCACGGUGGCAACGGGUUCACCGGCAUCCCGAACGGGCAUCCCGGUGCGAUAGGCACUGGGGGGCUUGGCCGUUCGCCGAUCGGUCUGCUACCGCAGGCGGCCCUCCAUCGCGAUCUGGACAUUGCCGGACGGCUCCGCCUAGUGACGUCACCGUCGCCCACCUCCUCCUGUUCCUCCGCGACCAAGCACGAGCUGGACGCGAUCGGUCCGCAGCCGGGCGGUGUGGACCCGCUGCUGCUCACCAAGAUACAGCAGGCGUCCUGGCUCGCCGUCGCCAUGCACAACAUGCAGGCCAUGUGGGAUCCGAACGUGCUGCGCCUGUUUGACCAAUUCCAGCAGCAGCCACAGUCGACGUCGUCGUCUACUGACAGUGAAACGCACGAGCCUAUGGAGGAUGGCUCGCACCAGCAGCAGCACCAGCAGCAGCACCAGCAGGGACCGCCACAACCACCACCACCGCCGCCAGCCACAACCUCGCUGCUUGGUGACGAGGAUGAGCAGCGGCCGGAAUCGGCCCGGCGGCCUGCUUCGUCGAUCGAUGUCGUCGCGAUGCCGGAAGGCGUCGCCCAACAGAACCCGUCCGAACGCAUGGAGAUCGACGAAGAGGAGGAGGAGCACGAGGAGGACGAAAGCUGCGCGGAGGAGAAGGUUGAGGUCGUGAUGGGCACGAGCACAGCCGGUAGUCGGCAGUCGCCGGCCGCCUUUCACGAGGAUGCAAUCCAGAAAAGCGCCGACAAUGGCUCCGCUGUAGAGGAGCAGGAUAGGGAGGAGUCGUCGCACCAACCACAGAAGGACGAAUAUCCCGAGGAGCAGCAAUCUGCUGAGAGCAAGCUGAUUUUGCCGCUGCUUCCCAAGCAGGAACCACUAGACGAACCGGCAAUGGAGUCUACCAACUCGAUGGAGUCGCAGCAGCACCAGCAGCAGCAACAGCAGCAGCAACAGCAGACACCAGAACAGCUGACGUCAUCUGUCAGCCAUGACACGCUGUCCGUCGUGAAAGAUGAACCGUCCGAGGAGACUGCCAUCGACCCAUCGCUGGAGCUGUCCGACGAGCCCAAACUGAACGAGCGGGACAUGGAACGGGCGCACUUCUCGUCGCCCUCGGCCGCAUCCUCCCUCUCGCCCUCAGUUUCCACUGCCCCGCUGCACUGCAUCUACUGCAGCGAGGAGUUUGCGACCGAGCCGGAGAUGCUGCAGCACGCACGGAUGUUCUGCAAGCGCUCCCUGCUGCUCAACCCGUUCAUGAGCGCGUCGGGUGCGCUGGCGCAGACGGGCAACGGUGUGCCAGCGGGUACGAUCGCCGGAGGCGGUGGCAUCAGCAGCAGCAGCAGUGGCAACAGCAGCAACAGCAGCUGCAGCGACGACGACACCGACUACGAUACGGUCGCACUCAAGGGCGACUGCGGUGGUGCGUACGGACUGCACGGUAGCAUGGCCGGCGGUGCACUCGGUGUCGGAGGACCGCACGGUGGACCGGGUGGCAGUGGCAAGGUGCGCGUCCGCACCUCCAUCUCAGAAGAGCAGCAGAACGAGCUGAAGAAGUACUACGCCCGCAACAGCAAGCCGAGCCGGGACGAGUUCCAGGCGAUCGCCCAGCACGUCAAGAUGGAGGCGCGCGUUGUGCAGGUGUGGUUCCAGAACAACCGAUCCCGGGAGCGCAAGAUGGGCGUAACCGGUGGCAGUGGUGGUGUCGGUGUCGGUCGCCAGUAUGCAGCGGGUGGUGGUCAGGCCGGCGGCCAGACGGUCGCCCCGGCAGGGACGCCGAACUCGCCGCUGCACGCCGACCGUGCACCGUCGGUCGUAACCGGGCAGGACGCGACCGGCGACCAGCCGCUCGACCUAUCCGUCAAGAAGGGGCUGCUCACGGUCGGUGAGGCGCUGCUGAGUGCCGCCACAAACUCGCAGGCCGCCGCCACGGCGCUGGCCGCCGGCUCGCUUCCGGCCGUGCUGCUCCAGGCCGACACCAUGUCCGCGCUGAACGAAGCGAUCAACCUCAGCAUCAAGGCGUCCUGUUCACCGACCGCCUACUUCUACCACGACAUACACCCGAUCCACGGCGUUACGGCCGGACCGCAGGCGCACGCCAUGCUUGGCCUCGGGACCGGGCUGCCGCGGGACACACCCUCGCCCCAGGACGGCCGGGGUCAGCACACGGCAGCGCCGUCGCUGCCGUCCCAGCCGUCGCCGCACGCGUACGGAAAGUAUCCGCCGAUGCACGGGCUCCAUCCGCCGCACCAUCCUGUCAGCCUGGCCGGCAUGGACCAGCUGUUCCGGAAGUACUCGCCGAGGCUGGCAGCGGCGGUGUCGACCGCGGCCGCUCCCGGUACCAUGGUUGGCCGGGCCAGCCUUAGCCCGGGCGCGCUCGACAUCAUGCCGGACGAGACCGGCACGAGCUACUACGGCGCCUUCCCGGACAAGAAGCACCUGCUGCAGUCGAUGCUGAACGUGCCCAAGCGGGGCGCCGGGUACGGGCUCGGUGGAGGUGCUGGCAAUGGGGCAGCGACCGGUGCCGGCGGCAAGGAUGCCGGCUCGCUGGCCCACCCUGCCCCGGAUGCCGAGGGACAGUACGUCUGUGAUCAGUGCGACAAGACGUUCAGCAAGCACAGCUCACUGCAGCGACACAAGUACGAACACUCAGGUCAACGUCCUUACAAGUGCAUGGAAUGUCCGAAGGCGUUCAAGCACAAGCACCAUCUGACCGAGCACAAGCGGCUGCACAGUGGGGAGAAGCCGUUCCAGUGCUGCAAGUGUCUGAAGCGCUUCUCGCACUCCGGCUCCUACAGCCAGCACAUGAACCAUCGCUACUCCUACUGCAAGCCCUACAGGGAGGGCAAAUAAGGCAACGGCCUGGGGCGGGAUGU